AUGGCUUUCUCCAUCCGAGCCGCCUUGUGCUCUUCAGCCACCACAACUUCAUCCCGCCUGUCUUACAGAAAUUUUACUGGUUAUUAUAAUCCCAAAUUGGCUUGCUGGAAGAAACCAUCAAUCAAAUUUCCCCCUCGUAUGUUGGGCCGAAGUAAUAAUUUUUCCGUGACGAUGAGCACAAGCAGCAGCCGAGUCGACGACGAACCCCAACCGACCCGUUCGCAGCCACCACCAACCUCGCCCUGGCUGCCCAAACCCUCGCCUUGGCUCAUGCUACCACCAAUCACCAAUAAAGAUGAAGACAAUGAAGGUACAGGUACUCUGUUGGAGGCUUGGGAUCUGCAGGACCCGCUCUCUCCAAGGAUGAUCCCAAUGGCCGUUUCAGUAGAUAAAGACAAUUAUCCGGUGGCCUCCAACUCAGACUCCAAGGAGUCGGAACGUAAACGACUCUGCAAGAGCUAUCGGUUCCUUGUAGUGGCCGAGCAAUCGGACGAGCUUUUCCAUGUGAGGCGGUUCGUGGAGCAUACAAACUACAACGACGACGACCAUACAGCUCCAUACACGACGGUCGGUUUCGACGUUCACAAAUACAUACCAGAGACGGAAUCACUCGUGUACAUGGAGCAUUGCCUGCAGGGGCUGGCAUUGUUCGUGGGCAGCAGCAACGGGUUUGCCCUUCCGGCUGAAGACUACCCGGACGAUCUCGAACGCUGCUGCGUCUACUACACGGCCCCACCACAGUGGGUCGGAGGAGGUUACGACGUUGGCUUCUUCCACUGUGCGAGCAAGUCUCUCCAUCCAUGCUUCUAUCCAUGUGAUGUCCAGAUUAUGGAGAAGGUGACCAACGCGCCCAUAUGGUUUAGCCCGACUCCGCUGGUUCGAUUCCCCUUUCUUGUUAGGAAGGAAGGGGGCUCCCUUGGAUACAACGUUGACCCGUCUUCUUCUUUGGGGCAGCCGCCCACCAGAGAUGAGAGGGAGAAUGCGAGACAGAGAAAGGAAGCAUCACGGGGUACCUAUAGAUGCGUUUACUGCGGCUUCAAGUGUGACAGCAAAACCCAUAACGGGUAUCAUAGUUUCAGUUACCACGCGUCCCUUUGUUCUCCUACCGCCGCCGCCGCCGCCACCAAAUCUUUAUCGUUUAUCAACCGGCGGACUCCAUCACGCCAUCAUCUGACUCUUUUGCGUCGUACAUAUUGUGCUGCGACGAUGACUGUUACUUGUAGCGGCAGUAGCAACCCAAAGGCGGCGGCGCCACUGCUCAUGCUACCACCAGCCCUGGACAAUAACAACAAAAAGAAUCUCGUUUUUCAGUUUUACAAUAGCCAUGAGGAUAAUGAGGAAGAUGAUGAUGAUGAUGAUGAGGAGGAGGAGGAAGAUGGUGAUGGUUGUGAGGAAGAUGAUGAGGAUGAUGGUGAUGGUGAUGGUGAAGAGGAGGAGGAUGAAGAAAAUGAUGAAGAUGAUGAUGAGCUUUAUCCUCAUCUGGAGGCAUGGGAUCUUCAGGACCCAAUUUCCCCAACCAUGAUUCCCAUGCCCGUUUGUGUGGACAAAAAGUGUUACCCCGUAGCCCACAGCUGCAAGGAGGAAUACGAGUACAAAAGAUAUUCGUGCUGUGAUUACCAAUUCCUAGUAGUUGCAGAGGCGUCGGGACAGCUUUUUCAUGUGAGGCGGUUUGUGAAGGAUUGGAUGGGUCCUAAGGAUUACUACGCGGUAGAUUCCUACUAUGGCCCCAAGGUGGGUAUGCUUAAGGAUCCUCCUCCCUAUGUCUCCAUGGGUUUUGAUGUUCACAAGUACGACCCGGAGACGGGUUCCCUGGUUUACAUGGACGGCUCACUCGACGGCCUAGCAUUCUUCGUUGGUACCAACAAUGGGUUUGCACUCCCGGCUGCCGAGUGCCCUGGACUGAAGCCAGAUUCUGUUUAUUACACGGAGCCGCCACAGUGGAUACAUAUCAACCUCAUGUGCGGUGGCCAUGAUGUUGGUAUCUUUGAUUACAAACGCAAGGACUUUUUCCCCUCACCCUGUUUUUACCCUACCGACGUGCAGAGCGCCAAAACAACUUGUGGACCAAAGUGGUUCACUCCAUUCGUGCCUUGUUGGGAAGAGUACAGUUUAAUUCAUGAAUCACCACAGUUGAGAAAAGUGGAGCCAAAUGACAUGCCAUUGUCCUAUUACUUAGGUCUCCUCGGCAUGCCGGGCUUCACAGCUUAUGUAUGUGUCCCUAAGAAAAACGAGUUUGUGUUUGUGUCGGCUGCAUCUGGGGCAGUGGGGCAGCUUGUUGGCCAGCUAGCUAAGUUACACGGGUGCUAUGUGGUUGGAAGUGCAGGGACCAGUCAGAAAGUGGAUCUCCUCAAGGAUAAGCUUGGAUUUGAUGAUGCUUUCAACUACAGAGAGGAACCUGAUCUUGAUGCAGCUCUCAAAAGAUGUUUUCCACAAGGAAUCGACAUAUACUUUGAAAAUGUGGGUGGGCCCAUGCUCGAGGCCGUGCUACUCAACAUGAGGCUUCACGGCCGCAUAGCCGUAUGUGGAAUGGUCUCCCAACACAGGACAUACGAUCCACAAGGGAUCAAAAACUUGUUCAGCCUUGAUGUUACGGGUCUUUACAAGCAAGGGAAGAUAACGUACUUAGAGGACAUGAAUGAAGGGUUGGAGAGCGGGCAUUCUGCGUUUGUUGGCUUGUUUUCGGGUAAAAAUGUGGGCAAUCAG
Messenger RNA from Striga asiatica, 2703 nucleotides. The record is from the annotation of a GenBank genome assembly. Lineage: Eukaryota; Viridiplantae; Streptophyta; Magnoliopsida; Lamiales; Orobanchaceae.